UGCCGAUAACUCAUAGAUUGUGCAUUUUACCUCACAGUGAGAUUGUGUUAUUUGUGAAAUUAACUUUUAUGAUAAUAAUUUAAGCGGACGUAAUGUACAAACAAACAUGAGGGUCGAAGAAAGCAGACUGCAUAUUGUCAUACAAGAAGCUGUGCUGUACAGGGUUCUUCGAACCGACGAGAGUCCCCAUAUUGAAGGCAUAAUCGCAAAAGACCCGUAUGCUCACUGUGACCUUGAAGAUCAUGUUGCGUCUGGGAGCAAGCGCGGCCAUCGGUCCCAGUUUAUCACCUUUACAACAGAUUUCAAAGCAGCCAUUGUAUACGGAAAAAGAAAUAUUACAAACAGGAAAAAUAUUAAAGCAAUAAGGGUCGUUGUUGUUGACCAAAACCAGUUACAAAGAGAUUAUAACCUCAGUAUAAAAGAUGUUUCCACCGGUGUAGGUUUAAACACUAGAAGGGCAAAAAACUUCGCCAAAAUGGCCAAGGAGGUUGUUGUUGAAGGCUUUAUCCAGCCUGAAUACGUCAUCGCUGAGUUAAGAGUUACUCCAUGUGAUUGGGGUAUACUGGACAUUAUAAGUAUCUAUGAAAGGCCCAGCUGGGCGGUAACAAUGGCGGAUCCCGUGAUACGUAUUUCAAGGAGAAAGCCACACAACCAACCUACAAACUACAGCACAUGGGGAAACGGUCACAGACAAGGAAAUGGCGGGAAAGAAAUUUUAGCUCUACUCGGCAUCAUGCUCUUUGCACUAGUAGUAUGUGGUUCGUCAAAUUCGGGGACUGUUGCCCUAACAGGGGGUCUCAUAUUUGCAUUAAUAGUGUUUAUAUGUUUAAAUUGAUUCAUCAAAGAUAUCGUUUGAAUAACUGCAAUGGAUUAAUAAUAGUAUUACAAGUGUGUGCUUUAACAAACGUUGGGGAGAAACCUUCCAUUGAUAAGAUAAGAUAAGAUAAGAUAAGAUAAGAUAAUCUUUAUUUAAAGUCGGUUAUGAUAAACAUAAACAACACUAGCUGAUAGCUAUUUUCCGACAUAAUAGAUUAUCCAGUAACAGACAAACAAAAGACCUGAAAAUAUUCAAGAUCAUAAUAUCACAUGUUAAUUAAAAUGUUAAGACAUAGGUUAUAAUGAGAUUAUAGGCUUCAUUACCAGAUACAUCAAAAGUUACAAGAUAAGACAUUUUUAUGAUUGAAAUACUGGUCCAAUGCAUUGAGUGAAAUUUAAAUAAAAGCAACAGUAAGACACAAAACAUGUAAUUUAAACAGCAAUACAUGUUUAAGUGAUAAGAUAGUUGUUAGCGGCUAUUACAAAGCAAUUCAACAUAUAGGACAGAUUUUUACUAUAUACACAAAUAAGAUGCUGGAGGUGAACGCUAACCGUUUUCUAAAAAAUAUAUAAGACGAAAAGAAAAUAAGACACUGAAGAAAAAUCACGCAUAACGAUGCAUCUAUAGAUAAAAAAUGGGUAUAAAAGAUCCUAUCAUCACCUCGGUCAGAUCUGUGGUGAACUGAUUAGCAUUCACUUCAAGCAUAGGAAUAAAACCAGACUACAGAAAAGCAAAAGCUUUUUGCUAAGAAAAAGAUGAUGCAUUACUUACAUACUAAAACAUUCUUCUAAUAAUAAAACAGGAACACACAGAAAUAAUAUGGCUAUAAGCUAUGAAGAGGUUAUUAUAUUGGUCAUGCACAUCAUUUGGAGAGUAUAUAAACAGAUAACAAAAGCACAUAGUUCACAUUUCAUGCAUAAAGCAACUAAGACACAUUUCAUCUACAGCUAUACAUUUGUUAUACAAGCACAAGCAGUGGUUAGUAAAGCUUACACGCACAUAAGGUAAAAGGAAUAACAGAAAAGCGGUUAAACUAUACACACAUAGAGCAUUUACAUUUGCUGCCACUCCAAGCAUGGAUCAGUCUCUUAAAUUCUUUGAAAUCAGUAGUUGUGCGUAAUUCGUUUGGCAGACUGUUCCAUACUUGGGUGGCCUCAAAACGAAAGCUUUUCUUACCAUAAGUAACUGUAUUUACACUUGGAAUGUCGAGCAUGUUUUUAUGUCUGAAAGAGUAAUGUUUAGAUUUAACAGAGACAAGUUCUUGUAUGUAAAUGGGAGAUAACUUAUGUAAGCAUUUGAAAACUUCAACAGCGAUUUGUCUUAGCCUGCUUAUAUGAAGGGUUGGCAUAUUUACCCUUUCUAAAAGCUGUUUAUAACUCGAUGUGUAAUCAUUAAAGACUAAUUUCAGAGCUCUAUAUUGCAAUUUUUCUAGUUUUUCAGUGUUUUGUUGAUUACAGAAAUGCCAUACUAAAGGGCAGUAGUUAAAAUUGGAACGGACAAAACAUUUGUAGAUAAGUAAUUUUGUAUCUUGUGUGAGAUACUUAGACAAUCUUGACAGGACAUUUAUUUGCCUGGCUGAUUUCUUACAAAUAGUUGCAACAUGAGCAUCAAAGUUUAACAGUGAAUCAAUUUCUACUCCUAAGAGUUUAACACUUUCUUCACAUUGUAUUUCUGAGUUUUCAAUUCUGAAGGAAUCUAUUUUACUUAAUGUGGACCUUCCGAUACAUAUUGAUUGAAAUUUAUCAGGAUUUGCUUAGAUCAUCUUCAAACCACUUAAUUAGGAUAGCACUUUCAGAUUCAAGAACUUGUUUUAGGUUGUUGAUGUUGGAAUCACAGUGAGAUAAAGUAAUGUCGUCAGCAUAGUUGUAAACUUUGGCUUGAUGAAUGAAAUAAAAUAUAUCAUUGAUAAAAAUAUUGAAAAUCAACGGUCCCAAGAUCGAUCCCUGUGGUACGCCUUUUGAUAUAUCCAUCCACUCACUAUGAAAAUCGCCCAGUUUUACUCUUUGCUUGCGGUUAGUCAAAUAAUCAUGCAUGAGGUCGGCAGCUUUUUCGGAGAGCCCAUAGGCUUUAAGUUUUAGGACAAUUAGAUCGUGGGGGAGGCAGUCGAAGGCCUUGGACAGGUCCAUCAGUAUAGCCGCUACAUACUUUUGGUUGUCCAGGGCCCUCUUCCAAUCCUCCAUUAAUCGGAGUAGAGUAGUUUGGCAACCAAAGUUUGUUCUAAAAGCUGAUAAAAAAUUAUGAAAAAUAUUUUCAAAAUGAAAACAGAGUUGCUCACUAACCGACUGCUCGAAAACUUUGGAUAUAGUAGGGAGAAUACUGACAGGUCUAUAGUUUUUCUUUUGGAAUGGGUCUUCUUUUUUAAAUAAGGGUGUAACUUGAGCAAGUUUGAGAGCAUUUGGGAAGUUUCCUGUUGCAAAAGAUGUGUUGACAAUAUUUG
This is a messenger RNA of Mya arenaria, 3254 nucleotides long. RefSeq lists its product as uncharacterized. NCBI's taxonomy places the organism in Eukaryota, Metazoa, Mollusca, Bivalvia, Myida, Myidae. Bases 107 to 835 code for a protein of 242 amino acids. The transcript has 2 exons. The record is from RefSeq and is a predicted model, not a curated record.